AUGUCGAAAGCCGAAGAUCAAAUGAAAGCCGAGGCCAUCCAGGCUCUCGAGACGCAGGAGGACCUCAACUGCCCCGGCUUCGAAUCGAGCCGCGUGUUUGCGCUCACCGCCAAGCUGCUGGACAACCCGCCUCCUGGCUUCCCGUCUCGCAAGCGCCUUGUGCGAUCGCUGCAGAGCAUCUACCUCUUUGUGAUCCAGCCGUCCGCUGCCAUCGAUCCCUCCAACCCCCGCACCAAGCCGGUCAUUGGCAAAACUUCCACUUCUGGCGGCGCUCUUCGACCCGCGAUGUGGUUCGCAGAUUUAAAAAAUACUGGCCGCAUUGGUCGAGGUCAGCCACCCAAGACCGUUCUGGGUCGCAAGCGCAAGGCCGACAUCGUCAUUGAGUGCAGAGACCGCGACUUCCUAGACCUCGCAGUAGGCAAAGUGCAAGCCCACAAGCUCUACAACGAAGGAAGGAUCAAGAUCAAGGGAGAUCUGGAUCGCGCCCUUAAAUUUGCCAGCCUCAUCUCGCAUGAGCGCUCCAAGAUCUACGGUACCCCUACUCCUGCAGCUGACACUGAGGCCAAAGUCGCAGUCGCCGAACACGAACGUGAGGGUCACAGCGGGCGUGACAGCGACUAUGGUAGUGGUGCUCCAGCACCGCUUCCUGACCGUGCCAGGCUUUGA
Molecule: messenger RNA, 666 nt
Organism: Sporisorium graminicola
Lineage: Eukaryota; Fungi; Basidiomycota; Ustilaginomycetes; Ustilaginales; Ustilaginaceae
Exons: 2
Coding region: 1-666 (221 amino acids)
Cellular component (GO): cytosol
Source: RefSeq, a predicted model, not a curated record